AAUAUUGUCUAAUAUUUGUCAAUUUCAUUUCCUUAUCUUAUACACGUUCGCGGAAAAAUAUUACCACUUUUGUAUGAAAGUUGCAGCCGUUUCACAGUUUAUAAAUUUUGUCGUUCAUACUGUUUGAAGAUGCUUUACAUACAUUAUUAUAAAUAAGUAAAAUAAGUUGAAAGAAGGGUCGUGCUGGUAACAUCUUGAAUGAUUUGAAGCCUUUUUAAUUUUACCGUCAGUAAGGAUGGCCGGUGGCGUUGCUUCCAUAUCGCAGGGUAGCUCCGAAAGCCGUGCUAACCCAACAUGCACAGUUUGUUCAUCACCAACAUAUUCCCGUAAUGCAAAUAAUGAUAAUUUUAUGCAAAUUAUACAUUCCGAAGCGUUGAUGAGGGGCCUUAAUGCGUUACGUUGUGCGGAAAAACUAUUCGAUGUUACUCUGAUUGUGGAAGGACGUAUGUUUAAGGCUCAUCGUGUUGUAUUGGCGGCGUGUAGUGAUUACUUUUGCGCCAUGUUCACGGAUGCCAUGCGGGAAGCUCAUCAAUCUGAAAUAAAACUUAACGGUAUUAACGCUCAUGGUAUGGAGCUGCUGCUGGAAUAUGCCUACACAUCAAAAUUGGAAUUAGAUCGAAAUAAUGUGCAAGAUGUUUUAUCUGUAUCGACGCACAUCCAGAUGAAAGCGGCCAUUGACGCCUGUUCACAUUUUCUUGAGUCACAAAUUGAUUUGGAUAAUUGUGUUGCAAUCGCUGCGUUGGCGGACUUGUACUCUCUGGAGCCCCUCAAAAAGAAGGCCUACCGCUACAUGUGUUCAAGACUUGAUGAGUUUGCGCAAACACCGGAUUUAUUAAGUCUCACAUUGGAUCAAUUUGAACAUGUACUCGCUUGUAAUUACCCGGUGGAUUGCUCAGAACAAAGAGUUCUCGAAAUAGUACUGGAAUAUUGUUUAGAAACUGAUCUAAAGCCAGAGCUGACACGACGUAUCUUUGGAAAGGUACAAUUUUAUCAAAUCGGUGCGUGUGCGCUGAAUGCCAUUAAGUCCAAAUGGAAUGCAGAACCUGAACCGAACUCGAUUGCUUCGGUCUACUACCGGAUGUUGAAAGAUGAAAUGAUUAAGCAAGAAAUGUUGAAGUUGCGGUUAUCCGAUGCUUAUGCAGAUGAUUUACUUUCCGCGGAGGUGUUAACGAACACAUUAAUUCUAAUGAGUGAGGAUAAAUCUAAAGGCAGUAAUAAAUAA
Molecule: messenger RNA, 1222 nt
Organism: Bactrocera oleae (olive fruit fly)
Lineage: Eukaryota; Metazoa; Arthropoda; Insecta; Diptera; Tephritidae
Source: RefSeq, a predicted model, not a curated record